AUGGCCAGUCAGCUUCAUGAUGGUGUUGAGAUGCCCAAGGUAAGCAUGGGAGGGAAUGAUGGUAAAAAAGGUAAAGAAAAAAUUGGAUGGAAAAAUUGGCUUGGCAGAAGAAGUACAAGUAAAAGAGACGGUGGCAUUGUGAUUGGUGGUGAUGAAAACAAAGGCAAAGAGGCCAAAAGUGGCAAAGAAGAAAACAAAGGCAAAGUGGCCAAAAGUGGCAAAGCGAGCAACAAAGGGAAGGAGAUCAAAGGUAAAGGCAACGGUGGAGGGGGUAUGCAUCAAAAGGGUCAGGUGGGCCAGAUGGUCCAGAUGGGCAUCAUGGGCAACUAUCCAGUGGGUCCAGCAGCACAAGGGAUGAUUGGGUACGGCAGCCCUAAUCACCAAGGGCAAUACUUGAAUGAACUGCCAUCACAGCAAGAGCAUGCAAUGGAUGCUUAUACUAGUCUCUUUAAUGAUGAAAAUCCUAAUGCCUGCGCUAUCAUGUAG
Molecule: messenger RNA, 486 nt
Organism: Prunus armeniaca (apricot)
Lineage: Eukaryota; Viridiplantae; Streptophyta; Magnoliopsida; Rosales; Rosaceae
Source: the annotation of a GenBank genome assembly